Messenger RNA from Ilyonectria robusta, 645 nucleotides. RefSeq names its product ankyrin repeat-containing domain protein. The record is from RefSeq and is a predicted model, not a curated record. Gene Ontology annotation, molecular function: protein binding. The transcript has a single exon. Lineage: Eukaryota; Fungi; Ascomycota; Sordariomycetes; Hypocreales; Nectriaceae. The annotation marks the transcript as partial.
CCCCCCAGAGAUUCAGUCGCAGCAACCGCUUUGCAGGUCGCUUCAGCUCUGGGCUAUCUCAAGGCGGCUGAAUUUCUCAUCCUACAUGGCGGCGCCGAUGUCAAUGCGCCAGGUAACGAAACAUGUGGCGCGACGGCCCUACAGUUUGCUCUCAUGGGGGAGCAUUUUGAUAUUGCACAGCUACUUAUCGAAAACGGAGCUGACGUUAAUGCACCGCCCUCCUCUUUCGAUGGAACUACCUGCCUGCAAGUUGUUGCCUCCAAGGGAGAUCUUGACUGGGUGAAAGUUUUGGUUCGAGCAGACGCCGACGUCAAUGCUGCACCUCACCCUGAGCGCCAUCCGGGUGGUACUGCGCUUCAGCAUGCCGCUAAGAACGGAUCACUCGAUAUAGCGAGAUAUCUCGUCGAUCACGACGCCAAAGUCAACGCCGCGCCAGAUCCAGAGGGAGGGGCGACGGCCUUGCAAUACGCAGCCAUCUAUGGGUUUGGCGCAAUUGUCGAGUUUUUGAUGCGACAUGACGCCGAUGUCAAUGCCAAGCCUGCAGAGCAUAACGGAAGAACUGCCUUGGAGGGUGCGGCAGAGAAUGGUAGGCUUGACAUAACCCAACUUCUUCUUGAUUAUGAGGCCGGUUGUGGAGGGGAGGAU